Messenger RNA from Rattus rattus (black rat), 1440 nucleotides. RefSeq names its product cell adhesion molecule-related/down-regulated by oncogenes-like. NCBI's taxonomy places the organism in Eukaryota, Metazoa, Chordata, Mammalia, Rodentia, Muridae. Gene Ontology annotation, cellular component: basolateral plasma membrane; intercalated disc; bicellular tight junction. Gene Ontology annotation, molecular function: cell adhesion molecule binding. Gene Ontology annotation, biological process: homotypic cell-cell adhesion. The record is from RefSeq and is a predicted model, not a curated record.
AUGGUCUCUCUCUCUCUCUCUCUCUCUCUCUCUCUCCCAGAUCUCAUUGGGAGUGUGAGCAUCACUACUCCAGAGCAGACAAUUCAGGAAGCUCGAGGGGAAAUUGUUCAUCUGCCCUGCAUGUUCACCCUUAGCCCUGAGGACCAAGGACCACUGGACGUCGAGUGGCUUCGGCUUUCAGGACCUAACAAUGAAGCAAUAGACCAUGUGGUUAUUUUGUAUGCUGCAGAUAAAAUUUAUUCUGACUUCUAUCAAGACCUGAAAGGACGAGUGCAUUUUACAAGCAAUGACGUCGUGUCUGGUGACGCAUCCAUAAAAAUAAGAAAUGUUCGUCCUGCAGACAGUGGCACCUACCAGUGCAAAGUGAAAAAAGCCCCUGGUGUUGCCAAGACAACCGUUCAGCUGACAGUUAUUGAUAUCACUGGGAGUGUGAACAUCACUACUCCAGAGCAGACAGUUCAGGAAGCCCAAGGGGAAACUGUCCAUCUGCCCUGCAUGUUCACCUAUGUCUCCAAGGACCAAGGACCACUGGACGUCGAGUGGCUUUGGCUCUCAGGACCUAACAAUGAGGUGAUAGACCAUGUGAUUAUUUUAUAUUCUGCAGACAAAAUCCAUGACGACGUCUAUCCAGAUCUAAAAGGACGAGUGUAUUUUACCAGUAAUGACAUCAGGUCUGGUGACGCAUCCAUAAAUAUUACAAACGUCCGGCUCUCGGACGUUGGCACCUAUCAGUGCAAGGUGAAAACGUACCCUGGCAUCGUCAACAGGAACCUCCAGCUGGCUGUCACUAAUAUCCUUGGGAAUGUGAGCAUCACUACUCCAGAGCAGACAAUUCAGAAAGCCGAGGGAACUGUCCAUCUGCCCUGCAUGUUCACCGUUAUCCCUGAGGACCGUGGACCACUGUUCAUUGACUGGAUACAGCUUACCGGACCUCAGAAUGAGGUGGCGAACCGCAUGUUUAUUGUAUAUUUAGCAGACAAGGUUUACGACAACUUCUAUCAAGACAUGAAAGGACGUGUGCACUUUACAAAUAAUGACGUCAGGUCUGGUGACGCAUCCAUAAAUAUAACUAAUGUUCAGCUCUCUGAUACUGGCACCUAUCAGUGCGGAGUAUCCCAUGACUUUGGUUCAGCCAAGAGGACCGUUCACCUGACAGUUGUUGGUGAAGAGCUGGGUGUUCAGGAUACUGGGGCUGGAACAGAGGAGGAAAACCGAUGGACUGGAGAGGCCGGUGGAUAUCGGGCAGUGAUGCUACAGCCCUUGUGUCGCUGUUUUAUCCUUAAAAUGAGGGAUGAGAUGGGCUGGGAUGUGGUGCAGCCCUCGCUGAUGGACCUCAAGUUCAGGAAGUGGAAAGGCGAUAGUUCGCAGUACACUGGAGCUUCUUACGUAGCAGACUUGAUGCAGGCGGAGGGUGGCUGGUGCUCUGUUAUGGCGGUUUAA